Messenger RNA from Diaporthe amygdali, 1242 nucleotides. RefSeq lists its product as uncharacterized. The transcript is spliced from 2 exons. The coding region runs from base 1 to 1242 and encodes 413 amino acids. NCBI's taxonomy places the organism in Eukaryota, Fungi, Ascomycota, Sordariomycetes, Diaporthales, Diaporthaceae. The record is from RefSeq and is a predicted model, not a curated record. Gene Ontology annotation, molecular function: protein binding.
AUGCACAUCAGCAAGCCAUUUCGACUUCUGGACCUUCCAAGGGAGGUCCGCGAUGCAGUCUAUCACAAGAUUCUUUGCGACUGGCCACGAGCGGAACUCAUGUGUGACAAACCAAACGCCUUUUACGUACCUCCCAAGAUGGUUGUCAUGGACCACAAGAUCGAGACCACCAUCUCGCUCGCUAACAAACAGAUCCAUCAAGAGGCGAAACAUGUGAUGAUCAAGGGAAACCAGUUUAUCCACAUCAAAAUUCGCGCGAGUGACAUCAGCAUGGUUGAGAGAAUUUUGGGCCCAUGUCAGGUAUCUUUGGUCACCACCAAGCGUGACCGCUGUACUCGUUUCAAGGACCUCGCAGUCAUGACGCAUUUCAUCGAGGCCUUGCCAGGUUCUUCUCAAUUUCGAUUCGACGCAAUCAUCCUACGUCGAGAUCUCGACCUAGUUUGCCAAGGCAUAGCUGCAGCAGGCGUUGUUGUACCGCACUUUGCUGCUGAGUCAAAGCACGAGAUUACCAUCCACAACCCUUUCGCCAAAACCUCAAGCCCUGACUACCUCAAUCGCAAGAACCAGGAACGUCUUCUAGAGCCCUAUCGAAGUCGCCUUCAAGGUUUCGAUCAAUUCAAAAUUGAAGGCAGGGUAGAAUUGGAUCUGGCCGAGGCCGUGGUCGCGGGAGUGAAGCAGGAUCCUGCCCUCCCGGCCCCUCACGAUCUGUUGGAAAAGCUGUUUCACCUGAAGGAGCUGGGUAACCAAGCAUUCCGACAGAACAAUAUGACAGGAGCCAUGACGGGAUGGGGUGCGGCACUGCGAGAGAUACUGCUAGCCAACAGAAACAAAGCGUGGCCACGUCUCAAAGAGGUCGGCGGCAAGAACUUCACCGACCAGGUCAGCGAACUGUACUUCCAGUUGCUGAGCAAUCAAGCCUACAGAAGCAUCAAGGCUACGCAGGCAAGUGCGUCCAAUCGAGAAACAUUGCAGCUAUACGCACGAGUUGCUCAGGGGUGUCUCAGCAGAGCCACAGACGUGGCAAAGACGCUUGGGACGGACUGGAAGCCAAGUAACGAGCAGAUGGCCAAAUACUCUUACCGCUUGGCUCUGGCACACCGCCUCGGAGAGGGCGACGUAUCCAUUGCUUUGGCUGCCAUCAAUUUCGCUGCCGAGGCCCUUCCUGAUGACAAGAUGGUUCAGAGAGAGAAAUUCUUGGUCGAGGAGUGGGAGGCUGGACGGUGGAUUGGAGUCGCUCUAUGA